Messenger RNA from Corylus avellana, 1093 nucleotides. RefSeq lists its product as uncharacterized. NCBI's taxonomy places the organism in Eukaryota, Viridiplantae, Streptophyta, Magnoliopsida, Fagales, Betulaceae. The record is from RefSeq and is a predicted model, not a curated record. Gene Ontology annotation, biological process: proteasome assembly. Gene Ontology annotation, cellular component: nucleus; cytosol.
AACUAGUCACCUAAAGGGCACCCAAUCGGUGAAGCUUGAUUCCCAAUCUCUCUGUUACCUGGUUUACGCUCUAAAAUGCAAUUCAUUGUAGAAGAGGGCAAGCACCUUCACGAGGAGUGCACCACUCUAGUCCUGCCUGCGCUGUCGAUUGGGAAUGUGGGGCAGCUGGCAGUGGAUCUUAUUGUAUCGUCAACGAGAGCGGAGAGAAUUGGGUACUUGGACGAUCCUCACGUUCUUCCCUGUGUAGGAAACGACGCUUACGGGCCGCUUCCUCAGGGCGAGCUCGCUCUUCCUCUCGAAGCGUAUGAUUCGUUGCCUAUUGGGUUGACUCUUCUCCAACAAAGGUCCCCAGUUGUUAAGGGGAUGAUGGUUGAAUUUGCUAAAAACUUGGCUGAUUUUGCUGCUGCUAGUGGGAAGAAACAUGUCAUUGUGCUGUCUAGCUUAGACUUUGGGAGGUGGCGAAAUAUUGAUAUGUCAAGUGGUUUGCAGACAUACUAUUUGUCUAGCACCAGUACCGAUGGAACAGAUGAUUACUGUGAGGGACUUGGGUGGAAAAAACUGCAGGAAUACAACCCUACCCAGAGGGGUUGGAAAUAUCUCAGCACUUUAGCUGAAGGAAAUGCCACGCCGGAAGAAAAUCUGCCUUUUGAAGAUGAACUAGAAGAAGAAGAUUACUAUCCAAGCUUGCCCUUUGCUGCACUUUUUUCUUGUUUCAAGGCCAAAGGUUUGAAGGUCACCUGCUUAUUAUGCUACUGCUCAGAAGGGGACAACAUGCCAGAAGCUUUCCAUUUGGCUGAGGCGGCAAGCAAACUUCUGGGGCUAAGUCCCAGUAAUUUCCAUGGCAAUGAAGGUGGUAAAUGGGUCAUUCCAUAUUCGUGGAGGACUGUGUAUGGACCACCCCCAGAUAUAGGCAUGUUUUAGGCUGUAUUGAGCUGAUGACCUGAGAUUGGAUCUGCAAGAAUAUGAGGUGCUUCCUAAAUCUUCAUUCUUCUUCUUCUUCCCUUAAGGUGGUUUUGAGUUAUGUGCAAGUGUAAACAGUAACUUAUUACUGUAUCAAUGGAUGAGCAGUUAUAAAAUUUUGUUAUUUUCAUUU